This is a messenger RNA of Spodoptera exigua (beet armyworm), 771 nucleotides long. Lineage: Eukaryota; Metazoa; Arthropoda; Insecta; Lepidoptera; Noctuidae. The record is from the annotation of a GenBank genome assembly.
AUGCGUGUCCUUGCAAUUCUGGCUUUGUGCUUAGCGGCGGUCGCAGCCGUCCCGUCCCGCUCACAAAGGAUCGUUGGUGGAUCAGUCACUACCAUCGACCGGUACCCCAGCAUUGCUGCAUUGCUCUACUCAAGUGAUUGGAGCUACUACUGGCAACACUGCGGUGGUACCAUCAUCAACAACCGUUCCAUCCUCACUGCUGCUCACUGCACUUUUGGUGACGCUGUCAAUAGAUGGCGUAUUCGUGUAGGCUCUACCUGGGCCAACAGUGGUGGAGUCGUCCACAAUGUUGUCCAGAACAUUGUCCACCCUCAAUUUAACAUAGGAGCAAUGUUAAACAACGACAUCGCUAUUCUACGCUCCGCCACCUUCUUCACCUUCAAUAACAAUGUCAGUCCGGCACCCCUCGCUGGUAUCACCUACUUGCCCGGUGACAACCAAGCUGUAUGGGCUGCUGGAUGGGGUGACACUUACUCUGGAUCAGACGCUGGCUCCGAACAACUCCGUCAUGUCCAGGUUGUAGUCAUCAACCAGAACACUUGCAGAAACCAGUACGCCAACACGGUCUUCUCAAUCAACGACAACAUGUUGUGCUCUGGCUGGCCUUCUGGUGGUCGCGACCAGUGCCAGGGUGACUCUGGUGGUCCUCUCUACCACAACGGCAUCGUUGUUGGUGUCUGCUCUUUCGGUUUUGGCUGUGGUGACCCUAAAUAUUCUGGUGUCAACGCUCGCGUAUCUCGCUACUCUUCUUGGAUUGCCGCUAAUGCAUAA